AUGUUCACGCCAGCCUCUCUGGGCCAUGGGCGCCGAGGAGCCUGCUGCCGGCGGGCCAGGUUCGAGGACGGCAUCGACCGCUUCACGCUGAGGUUCGCAGACCCGAUGCGGGAGGACGGCUUUGCUCACGCCCACAAGGCGCCCCUGUGCAACUACACGACGCUGGCUAUGGUCGCCCUUGUCGCCUCCAGCUUCCUGGGUGGCCUGAUCGCCCACAGGUUCUGGGACAACGCCCAGUACCCCACGGCGGAGGCGAGGGAGCUCAGCAGGUGGCAGCUGCGCAUCGGCAUGAUGAUGACCACACCCUGCGCCCUCGCCCUCGGGUCUGGGAUACUGCUGGCCAGGUAUAAUAUCAUCAGCACGCUUGGGUUAGAAAUCAUCGUCGUCUCUGCCAGCACCUGCUACAUGAUAGUGAUGGUCAUCAUCCCGAAGCACUACAUGGCCCGACUCUUCGGCCACGGCGACCCCGAGGAUAUCUGGGGCGUGGACCUGGGCGGCACCGACGGCCAGACGGUGCUGUACAUCGACUGCGUGGUCACCGCCCUGCACCUGCUGCUGCCCAUCCGCUGGAUGAUCCUCUUCCCCAUGGAGGUCAUCGCCGUCCUGGCCUACACGGUGCCCGCGCUGCUGCUCGGCAGUCCUGCCAUGAACAUGGUGCCGCCCUACAAUGUCAUGGGGCUCCUGCUGCUCACGGUUUUCGCGGCCAUAGGGCGGCGGUCCUUCGAGAGGCAGGAGCGCCUGCUGUUCGCGGGGCUCCUGCUGGAGAAGCAGAUGCGCUUCCAGGCCGAGUUCGAGCUGUCGAAGCUGGGGAAGCUGGGCAGCCGCGAGGCCGCGGUGGUGUCGGACCGCGGCUCCGACGAGGUGUCGUGCCCGGGGACGACCAUGAGCGCGGCGGCCUUCGACGGUGGCGCAGGGCAUGCGUCCCUGGACCAGAUCCGCUCCAUAGGCCAGCGGGAGCACUGGCUCAUCGGCAGCGGGCAGGUGGAGCUCUUGGCUGACAGGGUCCUGGGCGUCGGCGGCUUCGGCAUCGUCGCCGCUGGCCUGUACCACAACACCCUCGUGGCGGUGAAGGCGCCGAAGCAGGACAUCCUGAGGCGGGGCGCCAUGGGCUCGAGCCUGCCCGAGCUCUGCAACGAGCUGAGGGUCCUGCGGCGCAUCCGCCAUCCCAACAUCGCCUUCCUGUACGGGGCGUGCAUGGACGCGGCCCUCAGCAAGCUGAGCCUGGUGCUCGAGUUCGUGGACGGCGUGCCCCUGGGCGCGUUCGUCAGCGGCAUGCACCGCACGCGGAGGGUCCAGAGGCCAGGGGCCCGCCGGCCAGCGCCUCCGCGCGGUGCCUCAUCGUGUCCGACAUCCUGA
Prorocentrum cordatum is the source of this 1356-nucleotide messenger RNA. NCBI's taxonomy places the organism in Eukaryota, Dinophyceae, Prorocentrales, Prorocentraceae. The record is from the annotation of a GenBank genome assembly.